AAACAAAAAAUGAACCACCAAAGUUUUGCAUAUAAAAAGACACAUGGAGUAAUGUUAAUUAUUAUACCCAAACUUGCUUCUUCUAUCUUCCACCCAAACAUAGAGCAACAUGUUUAGUGUUAAACGAUUAGUUGAAUCAAAUUCUCUAAAGUCUAUUCCUUCUAACUACAUUUGCCACAACGAAAAUGAAGAUUAUGAUUCCAUGGUGAAUGAAACAGAGAAUAUUCCAACAAUUGACUUUUCCAAACUCAUAUCUUCCAAUUCUAAUGACCGUUCCAUGGAAAUUCAAAAACUUGGUGAUGCUUGCCGCGAUUGGGGUUUCUUUAUGCUAAUCAAUCAUGGGGUGUCGGAGACACUGAGGGCUGAGGUGUUAAGAUUAAGCCAAUGCUUUUUCGAUCUGCCAAGUGAAGAAAAAAAAGAAUGCAUCGGUGAAAAGCCAUUUGAUCCAAUUAGAUGUGGUACAAGCUUCAAUAUCAAAGUAGACAAAACCCACUACUGGAGAGAUUUUCUCAAAUGUUAUGUUCACCCUCACUUUCAUGCUCCUUCCAAUCCCCUCGGUUUUAGUGAAACUUUAGAGGAAUAUGUUACAAAGAAUAGGGAAGUGAUUGGAGAGUUGCUAAAAGCAAUAUCUCUAACCUUGAGCCUAGAAGAAAAUUAUAUACAUAAUAUGAUGAAUGCGGAGUCGGGCUCUCAGCUACUUGUUAUCAACUACUACCCACCUUGCCCUAAGCCCGAACUCGUCAUGGGCCUACCUGCUCACACAGAUCAUGGGCUUUUAACUCUCUUAAUGCAAAAUGAGCUUGGUGGGCUUCAAAUUGAACAUGAUGGCAAGUGGAUUCCUGUCAAUCCUUUACCUAACUCGUUUCUCAUCAACACCGGAGAUCAUUUGGAGAUACUUACAAAUGGAAAGUAUAAGAGUGUUGUUCAUCGUGCUAUUGUGAUGAAUAAGAAAGCUGCAAGAAUUUCUGUUGGUACAGCAAAUGGGCCUACACUUGAUACCAUUGUUAGCCCUGCACCUGAGCUGCUUAGCGAGGAUAACCCCUCAGCAUAUCGUGGCAUUCAAUAUAAAGAUUACUUGCUACUUCAACAAAGUCGUGAACUAGAGAGAAAAUCUUGCUUAGAUUAUAUUCGAAUCUGAAAGGAAACAAUGUUUCCCUUGCUUAAGUAGUACUCGUAAGUGUGGUCUUUUCUUUUAUAAUCUAAAUUUAGAGUGAGGGGAUGGUGCCCUGGUUCAAGGUAAAGAAGACCUUAAGGUUCAAAGAGCACUUACAAAUGUAUUUACAUUUACCUCUCUCCAAAAAUACUAGCUGGACUUGAAUCCUAAGUGUAGUCUUUCAAAAGUAUAUUUCUUACUUUUUAAAUUAACGCGUGGAAUUAUAGUUUAGUGUGUACUUGUGUAACGUUGUGAAAUAGAUUAUAAUCAAAUUUUCAUAUU
This is a messenger RNA of Trifolium pratense (red clover), 1435 nucleotides long. RefSeq names its product 2-oxoglutarate-dependent dioxygenase 19-like. The record is from RefSeq and is a predicted model, not a curated record. Lineage: Eukaryota; Viridiplantae; Streptophyta; Magnoliopsida; Fabales; Fabaceae. Bases 110 to 1138 code for a protein of 342 amino acids. The transcript is spliced from 4 exons.